CACACACACACCACGCCCCCUCCUGUCGGGAACACCCUGGCUGUGGAUAUCUGUCUUCAGACGGUGCCGAGGCGCACCUACACACUCGCAUACGGUCCCUGAUCCCUGAACGGACUCUCCCAGCCAGCUGUGCUCCCCUGUCGGCUCCUCGCCGCUGUCCGCAGCCGCCAGGCUUCCUGAGAGUGGUCACCUCUUGUUAGCUUCCACAAGAAACAGAAGAUUGGAGGAAGAAACACUGGAGGGACAAAGUUCAGACUAUGCCCGCUUUAAAAGAACAACCCAAUCGUGGGCAGAACAUAACAGAAAGAGGAGCACUUUGCAGCAAAAUGUAGUUAUUUCUGACUUUUUCCAUGCAAUACAUCUGCUUGGCUGAUUUAAUUGGCCGAGUGUAGACUGAGGGACCAAUGGAGCAGGUCGGGGAGGAUUUGAACCUCUCCUUUCUGCUGGAACAUGAAAGAGACAUUAUCCUGAAAGUGCUGCAGAAAGAUGAGAAAUUGAGGAAACGAGAGGAGAAAAGGAUACGGAAGCUGAAGAAUGAGCUGCUGGAGAUCAAACGAAAAGGUUCCCGUCGAGCCCAGGAGCUGGGGGAGCGACAGUGCGCUCGUUGCCUGAAGAGUUUGGGCCUCAUCUUUGACCGUGGAGAUCUCUGCAAGGAGUGUCAACUACGCAUCUGCAGCGACUGCCGUGUAACAAAUCCCAAAGCACGCCAGUGGAGGUGUAACGUUUGUGCCAAGAUCUCGGAGCUGAAGGUGGUAACAGGAGAGUGGUUCCUAGAGGAGCGGUCCAAGCGCUUUGAGCAGGGAGUGCCAAGUGGUGACGUGAUCAAACAGACAAUCAUGAGUAGCCCAAUCAUCCCAGACAAAAAGUCAACAGAAAACCAGUCAGCCACUUGUGAGUCAGAGAGACCCGACACCCCGAAAUCCAACAGAAGUGCAAUACUCAACAUUGUGGAUGGUGCCAGGAGGAAAGGAAGGAUGAAGAUGGAUAAAAAAGGCAGCCGACCGACCUUAAAGCCGGAGAACGGAGUCGACAGCGUCAGUGUCAAAUCUGCUUUGGAUGGAGAUGCUCAUAGCGUACGGAGUGUUUGCUCUGCUCAGAGUCCACGUUCAAACAGGGGUGGUGCGGUGGCCUUGGAGUCCUCGGGGAUGCCUACGGUACCCAACAACCUGCGUUCCCAAACUCCGGACAGAUCCUCCAUUACGAGCGAUAACCGGAGGGUCAGGCCUGACGGAGCGGAGAGCAUUGCCAGUGUACACUCCAGUGACAGUGCGCCUGAGAAAAAAGCUACAGGCCAUCACAGGACGAAUUCGGAUGCCCCGACCAUUUCUGUGUCCAGGGCCUCGGUUUCAUCAGAUCACAGUCGCUCAGAGAUGGACCUGUCAGCUCCUGGUUCUGAACCCAGUGACGACGCCCUCAGUCUCAGGAGCCAUUCAGUCCCCAGGCUCAACAAAGCAGAGUUUUCUGAUGAGGAUGCGGAGGAAGACAUUGAUGCCCUGAUGUCGGCUCACAGCAAGACUGCCAACCGACGCCUAAGCAAUGCGCUGUCAACGUCUUCCACCCCUGGCUCAGAGAGAAGGUGGGGGUACCUCAAUGUCCCCGACUCAGAUGCUGAGACUAGUAGUAUAAACAGCAUGAUGAGCAUGUACAGUGAGACUGGUGACUAUGGCAACGCCCGGGUGAGCGGCGAGAUCCUGCUGAACAUCACCUACAGCUACAAAACCGGGGCUCUCAACGUCCUGGUGAAAGAGUGUCACAACCUGGCAACAGGAGAUGAGAAGAGGCAACGCACAGACACUUAUGUAAAGACUUACCUGCUGCCAGAUAUGUCAAGACAGAGCAAGAGGAAGACGAGCAUCAAGCCCAACACCAUUAACCCUGUUUUCAAUGAGAACCUGAGGUACGUGAUCAGCCACACGCAACUGGAGACUCGAACCCUGCAGGUCUCCGUGUGGCACCACGACCGGUUUGGACACAACAGCUUCCUGGGAGAGGUGGAGCUGACCUUUGACUCCUGGGAGUUUGAUUCCCAGAUAGAGGAGUGGUACGCCCUGCAGCCCAAGGUGGAGAACAAUAUAGACUCCACAAUGCAGUAUAAAGGAGAACUGACUGUCGUGUUGAAGUACAUACCUGCAGAGAAGAACCUCAUGCUGCCGCUGGACCAAGUACAAGUGAAGAAAGGGUUCCUGAAAAGCAAGAAGAAGAGCAGCUUCACUCUGCCUAAAGGGGGCAUGGUUGAGCUCCUGGUCAAAGGAGCCAAAAAUCUAACUGCUGUCAAGUCUGGAGGCACUUCAGAUCCUUUUGUGAAAGGAUACCUCCUCCCUGACAGCAACAAGUCAACCAAGCACAAGACGGUGGUGGAGCGACGCACUGUGAACCCGCAGUGGAACCACACCUUUACCUACUGCGGGCUGCAGCCAGGAGACCUCAACAACGUCUGCCUGGAACUCACCGUGUGGGACAAAGAAGCCCUGGCCAGCAAUGUCUUCCUGGGAGGGGUCAGGCUCGGAGCUGGCACAGGCACAAGCUAUGGGAACGAGGUAGACUGGAUGGACUCAUACGGGGAGGAACAGCGGCUAUGGCAACGCAUGAUUGAAAACCCAGAAGUCCCUCAUGAGUGUACUCUGAUGCUGCGAUCCAGCAUGCGCAAGUGCAACACAUGAGCCGAAUCAAAGCACAGACAAGAGAGGAUAAAAAAUAAUAAAAGAGGGAGGAAGAGGUAAUGUGAUGGCGGGAGGAGAGAGCUGGAGAAGUGGAAUGGUCAAGAACAACAGAGGGUCCAGGACUCAAACGCUCAUAAAGGAACAGAUAUUGUCCCUCUCCCUACUUCUUUCCUCCUGGGAUGCCCUGUUCAGCCAGUCAUGCCUUACACACUCAUCCACAUGUCCCCCCCCCCCCCCUUCCAAAGCAUCUAGUCUUGACCAAGCACUGCUGUUUACUGCUGUAUAUGAAAAAAAAACGUGUUGUAUGUAACUUGUCUAGCCGAUUAAGCACACGGUGUGACUCCUGAUGCGUCCGACCUCGUCUCUGUGAUUCAUGAACCAGAGUAACAUCUGCAUGUAGUUACAGCUGACGGAGACCAUUUGUUAGGUGUUAGACAAGGCACUGAUCAAUAAUGUAGAGACUCAGACAUUCCUUUUAUAAGCAAAUGAGUUGCAUCCUGGUCUGAAACCCAUGCUAAUGCUGAGGUUCAUCCCCUUAUAAACAGUUAUGUACAGAGGUGGAAAGUGGCUAGUUCUUGUAUACUGUCCUAUUCAAGUAGAAGACGUUAUUAUUACUAAAAAACAAUUUACAAUAGUAAAAAAAUUACAAUAGUAGCACUAUUGACAACUCAAUCUCUGUUAAUCUCCGCUGCUCUCUAAAGUAGUGACCGUCUCAUAUUUAUAAGCUUUUGUUUUGAUUGCUUUAUAAGGGAAAAUAUUAUCAGCAAAAUUGAGUAUCCUCCAACAGUACUCUGUUAUUAUACUUGAGGUGAAAGUAUUAAUACUGAUUUUAGAACAUACUCUACACUAACUUUAACUUUUUUCAAUCACUUAAUAAGUCAUUAAUAAAAUGCCAGAAAACUUGUAAUAAAUGGCCGUCAAAUUUGCUCGAGUUUAAGGCAACGUCUUCAAAUUUCAAAAGUUUGUGUUGUCUGACCAACAGUCUAAAGCCACUAACCACUAAAAGUGGUGAAAUGAAAUAAAACAGCAAAAGACAACAAAUCCUCAAAUUUGACAAGCUGGAACCAUCAAAUGUUGAGCAUUUUUAGCCACGCUAAAAAAACAUUAGACAGACGCUACGUCUGUCUAAUGUUUGCUCAGUCCACCACUUUGGUCCAGACUGAAAUAUCUCAACAACAACGUUAUGGAUUGUAAUACAAUUUUUUACAAACAAUCAUGGUCCCCAGAUGAUGAAUCCUACUGAUUUUGGUGAUCCCUUCAUUUUUAAUCUAAGAGCCAUCUCAACAUCUACUAGAUGGAUUGGCACAAACUUUUGUACAGACAUAUAUGAUUCCCAGUCGAUGAAUCCUCUUGACUUUGGUGAACAUGACUUUUGUUCUAGUGCCACUAUGAGGUUGACAUUUGUGGUUUUGAGAAAUAUUUCAACAACUUUCUGAUGGAUUGUCAUGGAAUUCGGUACAAACAUUCACGUUCCCCCAAGAGUGAAAUAACUUUGGUGAUUCCCUGAUGUCUCUUCAGCGCCAUCAUCAGGUUAAGUUUUUCAAAAACCUGCGAAAACUAAUGACAUUUCCAUCAGCUUCAGCUGUAGUUUGUGUUUAGUGCUAAUUGCUAAAUACUAGCAUGCUAACAGGCUAAACUAAGAUGGUGAACACGGUAAACAUACCUGCGAAACAUCCACAUUAGCAUUGUGUUUGUGAGCAUGUUAGCAUGCUGAUGUUAGCAAUUAGCUUAAAGAUCCACUGUGCUAAUGUAAAGCCUCACAGAGCUGCUAGCAUGAUUGUAGACUCUUAGUCUUGUUGCUUGAUGACAUGAACUGAUGUUAAUUGAAAGCAAAAUUAUUGGAAAUGUGUCUCGGCACAAAAAUGUUCAAGGUCUUAAAGAAUGUACUUGCAGUAACAAGAGUUUGUAGUUAGUAACUUUCCAUCUCUGAUUGUCAAAAAUAAAAAAUCUAGACAGAUAACACAAUUUAGAUUAGCUUCGAUGUAAAUUAACAUAACACUGUAUCAGUGUGAUAAUAGAUACUGCAUGGUAUAAGAUAAAACAGAGGUAGAAGAACAAAAUAUGGUUAUGUAAAGCACUUAUAAUUAUAUCAUUCUACACUCAAAACAGAAAGUGCAAGAACCCUGUGACAGAGGGUGUGUGUAUAGAGUGAGUCAGCACUGAAGCCAGCUGCCUUCAUCUCAGGGGGAGCCUAAUAAUGAGUAAGUGACAGUCACCUUGUCCCUGUUGCCCGGGGCUCUGCCAUUCGCCCUCCUGUAAUGAAUCACAAAAUUCACAAAAAUGAUUCUCAAGUUAAACCCUGUACAACCAUUUCUCAUGUGGAAUGCCAAUUUUGUUGUGCUUGCCCUUGGCAAACCCUCUGCUCUGAACUCUCGGAGCACAACAGAUUCACACUGCACAAUUGUAGUAAUAAUACAUGAUGGUCACUGUACAACAUACUUUAGAUGAGAGGCUCGUGCUAUACCCGAUUACUGAAGAAACCCUUGAUGUACAGCAUGUACUAUCUCUGUUGUGUCUGGUUUCCAAGCAUCAAACUCACUGUAUUCAUUUUGUCCCAAAUGUGUUACAGGAAUAUUUUGAAAUAAACGCAUCUUUCCAUAGA
Messenger RNA from Sander lucioperca (pikeperch), 5262 nucleotides. It is a transcript of the gene sytl5, whose product is annotated as synaptotagmin-like 5. The record is from RefSeq and is a predicted model, not a curated record. Bases 405 to 2660 code for a protein of 751 amino acids. Gene Ontology annotation, cellular component: exocytic vesicle; plasma membrane. The transcript has 18 exons. Lineage: Eukaryota; Metazoa; Chordata; Actinopteri; Perciformes; Percidae. Gene Ontology annotation, molecular function: small GTPase binding; neurexin family protein binding; phospholipid binding. Gene Ontology annotation, biological process: exocytosis; intracellular protein transport.